UAUAUACUGAAAGUUAACCAACACAGUAGUUAAUACAGGAACUUAGUGCCGCGCCGUUCACAUUCGUUGUUAAUAUAUUCGAAGAAAACAUACAUAUAUACAUAUGGGUUCAACGGUGGCGGCCGGAGUGGGAGUGGAAAGGUGGAGCAGGGACAUGCCACCAGCCCACUUCAUCUUCAAGAUACGCUCCUUUUCUCUACUCUCUAAAACUGGUGCUGAAAAAUUUGAAUCUGGUGUUUUUGAGGCCUGCGAUAAAAAAUGGAAACUGUGUGUUGUUUACCCAACGAGGAAGUUCAAGGCAAAAGGUGAGGAUGAAGAACAUAUCUCCCUCUACUUGCAAAUUGUUGAUAGCGAUAAGCUUCCGGGAGGAUGGGAGAUACAGGCUAUGUUUAGCCUCUUUGUUGUUGACCAUAUCCGUAAUAAUUAUCUGACUAUCCAAGAUGGUGGUGCAAAAACAAGGCGGUUGAACUGCAUGAAAACUGAACAUGGUUUUGAUAGGUUGCUUCCCUGGUCUACUUUCAAUGAUCCUUGUAAUGGAUAUCUAGUCAAUGACACGUGUGCUUUUGGAGCUGAGAUUCUCUCCGUUUCAAGCGCUACCAAACAUGAAUGCGUGUCUUUGGUGAAGGCACCAAUUAAGAAUGGAAGUUACACAUGGAAAAUCGACAGCUUCCUCACAUUAAAAAAGUGUGAGAGUUACAAUAGCUCUGAUGAGUUCAUCGUUGAAGGAAGAAAAUGGCAACUGUUACUCUAUCCGAGUGGAGAUUCGAGAGCAUGUGGCAAGCAUUUGUCCUUUUUUCUAAUGUUGCUUGAUUUUGAAGACCUUAUUGCACAUGGUAGAAAAAUAUAUGCCAACUUUAUUUUGCGCAUUCGCAAUCAAGUGAACAUCCUGAGACAUGAGGAAGUAGAAGGUUUGACGUUUGAAUUGGGUUUUUUCCUUGUCAAUUUUUCUUUUAUAAUUAUAUGGUUUUCUUCUUACAAUGAUUUGUUGUACCUUAUUUAGUUUGCCUUAUUCGUAAAUCCUGCAGUGGCUAAAUUCUUUGCCGCCUCGUCUGCCUGGGGCAGUGCCCAAUUUAUGAAACUUAGCGAAUUGGAAAGUUCAUCAAACGAGUUCGUUGUUGAAGAUACACUCAUUGCUGAAGUUGAAUUCAAGCUCCUAUCUAAAUAUUCGUAAAGUUACUCCGUAAUAGACAUGAAUGCAGUUCUAGCUGGAAUGUUUCUGCACUUUAUUUUGGAAUUUUUGUGACCUUCGUGUUAGCCAUGCAUAAUAAUGAAUCUAAUUUGGCGUCGCAUCUUUAAUGGAGGCAAUUCAAUAAGCG
Cuscuta europaea is the source of this 1316-nucleotide messenger RNA. NCBI's taxonomy places the organism in Eukaryota, Viridiplantae, Streptophyta, Magnoliopsida, Solanales, Convolvulaceae. The record is from the annotation of a GenBank genome assembly.